Molecule: messenger RNA, 2193 nt
Organism: Ostrea edulis (European flat oyster)
Lineage: Eukaryota; Metazoa; Mollusca; Bivalvia; Ostreida; Ostreidae
Exons: 9
Coding region: 191-1330 (379 amino acids)
Source: RefSeq, a predicted model, not a curated record
UCAGGGUUAGCACGGGAUCUGACAGGGUAUGGCCGUACAGUGGUACUGUCCUACAGAACGGUGUUACGGGUAGGAACAUCUUUCAAGUGAUCGUCGUUUGGAGCAUUUUGAAGCAUGCCUACACUGAAACAGAAGUCAGAGGUUAUCGACUUGGUUUACUUGCUUUGAACACAGACAUUAAUCAAGAAGCAUGAUUCGCCAUCAAUUGGUCGCUCCAUUUCUCACGGUCUUUUGUUUUAUUCCAGUGUCUUUCAUGCAGACAUUUGAAGGGUACUUUGGGAAUAACCGCAAGCAAACAUAUGAAGUCUUCGACGCGGACGCCAACUUGCCGGAGUCCUUUGCCCACUGUCAAGCUGCCAAGAUGGGGAAAGCCAAUACGAGUCCGAGUACAUUCAAGUAUGUCCGUGCUCGACUGCUGGAGUACGGAUGGUCACAGGAUAGGCCUUUAAUAUUUCCACUUUACAACCCGAACGAUGCGACAGACCAGUGGUAUGACGCCAGCAAUUGUCGGAUCCACCAGCGAAAUAACGGUGUGCCAAUAGCGGAGGCAUCCAAUAAUACAUGUGCUAAAAUUGUCAUGGAUCCAUUCAGUUCCUACGUGUGGGAACCGGUCAGCUGCGAAACCAGGCUCCCAUUUAUGUGCAACAAAGGACAUGAUAUAGAAUACACGUCUAAUGAGACAUACGUAGGUAAACAGAUAGACAGAAACACAACAGGCGUGGCUUUUGGUGUAUUUCAAAACAGGACCACGCCCUAUGAAUGCGAGACCCACUGCCAUAAAUCGGUAAGGACAUGCAUCGCUGUAGAGGUCGUUCAGAUCAACGACACCUACUGGGAAUGUACAGCCGCCAUGAUUAACUUUAACGAGUUCUUUCAUCUGAACAUGAGUGUACAGAUCAGCCUUAUACCAGCUCCAGACAACUAUACGGUGUUUGUCAAGGGCCUGAAUCAGAGCGAUGAAGUUAUCAUAAACAAUGGCACGAUGCUAGAAACAUUCAUAAACUUCACAGAGAGCAGUCUUGGCUGUAACUACGAUUAUAACUUUCCAACGACUACACCCACCAGAACCUGCAAUUGCUCGUGUUCCUUCACGGAGUACUCCAAUGCAGAAUUGCAGACCUGGAUAGAGGAGGUGAAGAAUGAGCUUCUCCUCAACAAGCGGGAACUGUCCUCAAACGCUCGUACCAAGAUCUCGGCUAGCGACCCUCGGGCCUCGUCACAGACGAUUGGGUGUUUAGGGGCGCUGGUGAUUGUCGCAGUUGUCGGAAUCAUUGUGAUUCCAGAUAUUCCGAUCAUCUGCAAACAGAUCAAAUACUUAACAAAGAGAUAGUGGUGUACCUCAAACAGAUCAAAUACUUAACAAAGAGAUAGUGGUGUACCUCAAACAGACCAAAUACUUAACAAAGAGAUAGUGGUGUACCUCAAACAGAUCAAUACUUAACAAAGUGAUAGUGGUGUACCUCACUCAUCUUUACCCUUCCCAAAGCUCUCAGUCAUAGUGUCGUGAUGGUGUAGAUAAUUCCUGGCAGUAUGCAUCGAACUUCCUGAAAUUUUAUAAUACCGGCAAAAACAUGUAAAUCUACAGUAGGGUGCACAUGAUAUUCAUUAUUAAUGCUCAGCAAAUAAAAGAAAGGUAAAGCCAACUUCCCUGUUGAUUCCAUUGGUUCUUUGUUUAUCACUUAUGGCCAGUAGCAAAGCAAAGUAAAUAAAUUCAACAUGAGUUUGUCGGUGAGCUAAACAAAUUCACAACAUGAUAAUACCCACUUCUAAAGAGACAAGAAACAUUUGUAUUCAUUAGUAUUUCACCUUUCAUUCGUACCACGUUAUGUGAAGAAGUUGAGAGGAGUAUUCGAAUGACCUUAUAUAGGCUGUACCGGUAGACACAGAAUACUCUACAACCACAAAGAACAGAUUUCCAGUUAUGUGAGGGAGGACAAUGUAUCGGAAUUGUGUCGUUCUCUGAACUAAAAUAGUUAGAUUGAUUUGCCAAAAAACCCAUCUGACCCUGUGAUAGCUUUAGCUCUUUAAAUCUUCUUUAACCUUGAAAGAUAAGUGUAUAUGAACACGUUUCUCGGUUGCAUUAUAUAGCAAACCUCCAGGGCCAGCAAAAACAGUUUGUUGAAACCAAGCUUCGUUAUAUCCCAUAAGAUUUAUCGUUGUUUCUUUCAUGGGGAAUAAACAUCACUUUGCAAA